UCUACAGUAAAUAUUUCUUUGCCGCCUGACCUUCACUGAGCGGAAUGAUGUAUGGGCUCUUUGACAACGGAAGGCUGUUUCCUCACUUCGGCAAAGAAACCUUUGUUCUCUCACAUUUAUCAAUCUCCUAAAAUCCGAUAUGAGAGCUUUCACAAAUUAUGAUUUUUCAAUUAAACCUUUUUAGUGUGGUGGUGUUCAACGUACGCAGGCAUUAUUCAGUGUGGGGGUUUCAUUCUCUAAUUGGGUUUUAUUUUUAUGCCCAAUGAUCAGUGUGCUCAUAUAAGGGCCACUGCUGUCUGAGUCACACCGUGCCUUGUGUGUAUGUGUGUGUGUGUGUGUGUGUGUGUCACUGGGCAAAGUUCAUUUUGCUAAUAUUUAACCAGAUUUUUUUGGGUGAUGUAGUGGAGCCUCACACAUAUAGAAGUAGCGUAUUAUUGGAAUAUAUUUAGCCUGUGCGAUUCUGUCUGCUGUUCCACAAUGACAAUGAGGUCCCCUCUGCAGUGAUUAAUGGAUUUCCUCCAUUGAGAUGCAUAAUUAUGGACAUUUUUGUUCUGCUGGUGGUUCUUCUGUUGUGCAGCACUCAAGUUUCCACGCAACUAGAGCUGUCGCCCAUCAGCUUGACUGUGCUUUGUGGGGACGAGGCCCGCUUUACCUGCAUUGCCCAGAGUGCAAAGUGGGAUGUGAUGCUGUGGGAGCUGAACAGCACAGUGGUGGUCACCAUCUCCAGAAUUCACGGUGUGCUUUCCUCUCCAAUUCCCAAUGUGACUGCAGUGGAAAGCCAGAAUGGAGAUGGUUGGGAGUUUGUUCUCAAGAGUGUGAAGAGGCUCCACGAGGGCCAAGUGAGCUGUAACCUCGAGGGCAACGACAAGAAAACAGCAAGUCUCUUCGUUCAAGAAACAGGCACUGUGACAGUCCUUGGAGGCAACGCAAUAGCUUUGAAAGGGCAAUUGGUCCAGUUUGAGUGUGAUGCCGUGGGAUGGUACCCCGAACCUUCUUUGCAUUGGAAAGUCAAUGGUAAAAAGUUGAGCCAGAGUGAAUACAACCUCAGCAGUGAACAGAGGGGGAAGAGCGUCUUCACUGUGAGCAGUAACCUCAGCAUGACUGCGAAAAAGAGCUCAUGUGUUGACUGUCUGGUCUCAGUAUCCGCCCUGCCCGCGCCACUGAUGAGCAGCAUUCGUCUGACAGUAGUUGCCGAGGUGGUGCAGGAUGAAGAUGACUGCACAGUCCCAUUGGCGGUAAUGUCCUCCCUCGCCGUGCUUCUCCUGCUUCUCCUGCUCUGCAUCUGCACUGUCCUCUGGUACAGAAAAAGGAGACAAGCAAAGAGAAGCUCACAGGACACCAUAAGGUGUGAGGAACGGAACAAUGGCCAGGGUUUGCCUGCUGGUGGCAGGAUCAAUUUGGGAUUUAUGAGUGAGGCCCCAACAGAUGCUGUUUACAAAGAGAUAAUCAAGGGAAUUCAUAGCAAGAAGGAUUUGGUCAGCAUUGAGAAGGUCCCUGAUGUUGUAACAUCUAGCAGCCUGUGUUUACACAGCGAUGGUCACGUCCAAGUCGACCUUUCAGAGGGCAGCUCGAAGAACAUCCGGAGAGUUACGACAGUUUAAACACAUUUAAUGUGUGGUGUGAAUGUGAUUGCAAAGUAUUUUUGCCAAGACGUUCAACUUUUUGUAAAGCCACUUUCUCAGUGUAAGAGUUCUUAAUUACAAUGGAACUUCUCGUGGCGAAGCCUCUACUGCUAAAAAAAAUUAAAUAAAGGGAACGCUUGAAAAAUGGAACUACAAGUGUUCCCUUUAUUUUAUUGAGCAGUUUAUUUGUCUCAGUAUGCUGGUUGACCACUAAUGAGAGUUUUCGGUUAGUUUUUUGACAAGGAAUAACGGAAAAUUUGAAGGAAAAAACAAAAAGGGUCCCGUAUUCAUGAUUAAACCUUUUGAAACACUGCGAGCAAUGUCUCAAGUAACUAUUAUAGGAACUAUUUGACAUUUUCAUGUUUUUGUAUGAUUUAAAAUGAAAUAAACUAAAAAUGUGGCAUUACUCCUAUUCAUAUUGUGACAAUUUUGGGAGCAACCUUUUGCACAAUUCUAAACGAACGUUUUCCUCACAAUUCAGAGCCUUCAAAACAUGUAUGCAUUUAGAUCCUUGGAUAUGCAAGUACUGGAAAUGGGUCUGAAUCAUUUUGUAUAUGUCUAUAACUUAUGUCAAACAUUAAAAAAAAAUCAAUAGCAAACAUUUCAAGUCUUUUUGAGUCAUUUUGAUGAUGUAGCAUAUCCCCUGCCGGGCGAACUGUAGACGUCUGCUUUUGCAGCAGCAUUUGUCUUGAUAAUGAGGAGCUAAAUGAAACAAGUACUCUGGCCGAUUU
This is a messenger RNA of Hippocampus zosterae (dwarf seahorse), 2353 nucleotides long. It is a transcript of the gene igsf5b, whose product is annotated as immunoglobulin superfamily, member 5b. Gene Ontology annotation, biological process: cell-cell adhesion. NCBI's taxonomy places the organism in Eukaryota, Metazoa, Chordata, Actinopteri, Syngnathiformes, Syngnathidae. The transcript is spliced from 10 exons. Bases 537 to 1601 code for a protein of 354 amino acids. The record is from RefSeq and is a predicted model, not a curated record.